GGGGGGGGGGAGAAGGUCCGCACUUCCGUCUUCAGGGCUUUCUCCCUGGGGGACCUGCUAUCAGUGGCGAGCUGUGCUAUCUCUCCAAGGCUCCCAGGUUUGGCGCCUGGAAAACUCAACGUUCCGCUUUUUCCUGCCCUUGGCUCCGCCUCAGCUCUAGCCCAGUCUCCCUGCUGGCCCUCCCCGUCCCGGCAACCUCUCGGCUGACUUUAGCGGGAGCUUGCGGGCAAGUCUCCGCGCCUGCCCCGACCCCGUGAGGGCUGUGAGCAUCCAAGGGCCCCUCUCCGCAGGGCCCGAGCACCCCCGCAAGGAGCUCCCUCCUGAGCUCUUGAGUGCAGGCAGAGAUUCUCUCCUACGGUCGCCACCGCUCAGCCCUCGGAAGGACCUGGGCGCAGCGCUUUGGCUGUCCCCACUCUCUGGGAGACUGACAUCCCGAGGGAGCCCGGAGCUUGGAGACACCCUUUGGUCUAGCCAGUCGAGCAGUGGGCGCAGCAGCCAGCCAGGCCAGCCAGGCAGCGUCGGGCGCCGGUGCCAGAGACAGUGUCCCCCGCGGUGGGGAGCGCGAUCGACGCGCCCUGGGCGCAAACCCCAGAGGCCUCCUCCGGGCUGGCCGUCGGGACUGUCCUCCGCGCUAGGAGGAGCUUGCUGGGGACUCCGAGGCGGCCGGACGAGCGGGAGCGCAGCGUCCCUGCUCCGACUGCAGAGGGGGAGUGGCGCCGCCAGGCUGGAGCUGCGAGCCCCAAAGCGCCUUGGCCGCCGCGGCUCGGGGUGAGCCCCCGCCCCCGGCCCGACCCCCUUUCCUAGAAGGCUGCUGAUGGAUCUCCUGCUUGUGUCCUUCGGAACGCGCGGGCGGCUCAGGAGCUGAGCCGGCUGGGCACUGCCUCCCGCUGCCCCUGGGAGCCCCCGGCCGCCCCACCUGGCAGCGCUGCUCGCGCCCCUUCUGGGCGCGCGCCCCACCACUGGUGUUCCAGGAGCUGGGGGAGCUGCCCUCGGGAACAGCCCGGCCAGCCGAGCGAGAUGUCCGCGCAGAGCCUGCUGCACAGUGUCUUCUCCUGCUCCUCGCCGACCUCGGGCAGCGCCGCCUCGGCCAAAGGCUUCUCCAAGAGGAAGCUGCGCCAGACCCGCAGCCUGGACCCAGCCCUAAUCGGCGGUGGCGGCUGCGGCGGGGGCGAGGCGGGCGCCGAGGGCGGCUCGCGGGGAGCCAGUGGCCACCUCUGUACCCCGCUGGCCCAGGCCGAGGGUCUCGGACCCCGCUCAACUUUCUCUUCCCGGGGCCCACCCUCCAGGGCCACUCGACUACCGCCCCCUAGACCCCUCUGUUCGUCCUUCUCCACGCCCAGCACCCCGCAGGAGAAGUCACCCUCCAGCAGCUUCCACUUUGACUAUGAAGUGCCUGUGGGUCGUGGAGGCCUCAAGAAGAGCAUGGCUUGGGACCUGCCUUCUGUCCUGGGGGGGCCAGGCAGUGGCCGCAGCGCCAUCCUCUGCUCCGCGGGAGGAGGUCCCAAUGGUAUCGGUAUCUUCGCUUCUCCCAGGAGGUGGCUCCAGCAGAGAAAGUUCCAGACCCCACCCAACAGCCGCAGCCACCCCUACAUCUUGUGGAAGUCUGAGGGUGAUUUCACCUGGAACAGCAUGUCAGGCCGCAGUGUGCGGCUGAGGUCAGUGCCCAUCCAGAGUCUCUCGGAGCUGGAGCGAGCCCGGCUGCAGGAAGUGGCUUUUUAUCAGCUGCAGCAGGACUGCGACCUGAGCUGCCAGAUCACCAUUCCUAAAGAUGGACAAAAGAGAAAGAAGUCUUUGAGAAAGAAACUGGAUUCACUAGGAAAAGAGAAAAACAAAGACAGAGAAUUCACCCCGCAGGCAUUUGGAAUGCCCUUAUCCCAGGUCAUCGCCAAUGACCGGGCCUACAAGCUCAAACAGGACUUGCAGAGAGAUGAGCAGAAGGAUGUAUCUGAUUUUGUGGCUUCUCUCCUGCCGUUUGGAAACAAAAAACAAAACAAGGAACUCUCAAGCAGUAACUCAUCUCUUAGCUCCACCUCGGAGACACCGAAUGAGUCAACAUCCCCAAACACCCCAGAACCGGCUCCUCGGGCCAGGAGGAGGGGAGCAAUGUCAGUGGAUUCGAUCACAGAUCUUGAUGACAAUCAGUCUCGGCUCCUAGAAGCUCUGCAACUCUCCUUGCCUGCUGAGGCUCAAAAUAAGAAAGAAAAAGCCAGAGAUAAGAAACUCAGUCUGAAUCCUAUCUACAGACAGGUCCCCAGGCUGGUGGACAGCUGCUGUCAGCAUCUAGAAAAACAUGGCCUGCAGACAGUGGGAAUAUUCCGUGUUGGGAGCUCAAAAAAGAGAGUGAGACAAUUACGUGAGGAAUUUGACCGUGGAGUGGAUGUGACUCUGGAGGAAGAGCACAGCGUCCAUGAUGUCGCCGCUUUGUUGAAGGAGUUCCUGAGGGACAUGCCAGAUCCCCUCCUUACCAGGGAGUUGUACACGGCUUUCAUCAACACUCUCUUGCUGGAGCCUGAGGAACAGCUGGGCACCCUGCAGCUCCUCAUCUACCUUCUACCUCCCUGCAACUGCGACACCCUCCACCGCCUUCUCCAGUUCCUCGCCAUUGUGGCCCGCCACGCCGACGACAAUGUCAGCAAAGAUGGGCAAGAGAUCACUGGGAAUAAGAUGACUUCUCUGAAUUUGGCCACCAUAUUUGGACCCAACCUGCUGCAUAAGCAGAAAUCGACAGACAAAGAAUUCUCUGUCCAGAGUUCAGCCCGAGCUGAGGAGAGCACAGCCAUCAUCGCCGUGGUACAGAAAAUGAUUGAGAACUAUGAGUCCCUGUUCAUGGUUCCCCCAGAUCUCCAGAAUGACGUGCUCAUCAGCCUGUUAGAGACUGACCCAGAUGUGGUGGACUAUUUGCUCCGAAGAAAGGCCUCCCAGUCAUCAAGCCCUGACCUGCUGCCGUCGGCGGAAGUUUCCUUUUCCAUGGGAGGAAGGCACUCGUCCACAGAUUCCAACAAGGCCUCCAGCGGAGACCUCUCCCCCUAUGAUAACAAUUCCCCAGUGCUGUCUGAGCGCUCCCUGCUGGCUGUGCAAGAGGACCUGGGCCCCGGGGGCUCGGAGAAGCUGUACAGAGGGCCAGAGCAGUAUCUGUCGGUGGGCCACUUGCCAUCGUCCAAGGCAAGGGAGAGCGCCGCUGCUGCAAGGCUGGGCAAAGAUCUGUCAGAAGAACCUUUCAAUAUCUGGGGAACAUGGCAUUCAACAUUAAAAAGGGGGUCCAGAGACCCAGGAAUGGCAGGUUCGCACGGAGACAUUUUCGAGAGCAGUGCCCUCCGCCCUGGGCCGUGUUCCCUUUCUCAAGGGAACCUGUCCCCGACCUGGCCUAGAUGGCGCGCAGGCCCUGCAGAACUGGAGAGCAGCGCGCAGGCGGCGGCCAGGACUCAGGUGGCCCGCGUGUGCAGCUCGCCCUCUGCGCGCGGGGGUCGCGGGUCGUCGGAGCGCACCCCGCCGCGGCCCCAGCCCAGCCUGCCGCCCAGCAGCGCCGUGGACCUGACGGGGGGCGAGCCCGACGGGGCCUGGCUGCGGGGCCGGGCCCAGCCUGGGCACCAGAGACCCGAGCACAGGCCGCCGCCCCCCUACCCCGGCCCAGGGAAGCCGGCCUCGGCCCCACCGCCCGCCGCACAGCCCCCCCUGUGGCGGUCUCGGGGCUCGGAGGAAGGCCCCCCUACAGUCUGGGAAGAAGAGGGAAGCCCAGCCGCCCAGCCGAGACGCAGCAGCGCCUACGCCAGUUCCGCCGGAGACCCCAACAGCAAGACCUUGGGGGACCCCAACUGGCUGGAUUGGCAGAGAGAUCGAUGGCAAAUCUGGGAGCUCUUAUCCACCGACAACCCCGAUGCGCUCCCGGAGACGCUGGUAUGAUGAGCCGAGCCCCCACUUUGCCCCUCACCGCACCCCCACAGCCUCCCUCCACUAGGUGGCGUCGGGCCAUCGCCCACCUCCUCCUUUUUCCUCUUUCACACUCAAAAAACCCACACCAGAGAGACUCCAUUCACUUAGAGCACCCUCCCCGGUCCCCCACACCCUGGCCAUUUAUAGUAAGGUCCUAUUACAUAGCCAGCACUGGGGGGAAAAAAAAAAAAACGAAAACAAAAUCAGAUGGCAGUGUCCAAUCUCAAAACUACUCACGUUGGCUCUGUAUAAGAGAAAACUCUUGCUUUGGUAUAGCUUCGUUGUAUUUAUGUGUCUUCAGUUUUGACUAAUGUAUAUUCUGUGACAGGCUGUGUAUGAUAAUCGUAUAUGCUAUAGUCACAGCAAGCCGAAGAAACCAGUGUUUUUUCAGUCACUUCACUUAUACUAAGCAACGGGAGUAUAGAGUAUUCUAGAACACGCACACGUGCGUUUCUGUGCUUUUGCCAUCGCAUUCUAUCUGGGGACAACCCUUCCUUCAGUGCUAACCCAAAACACUAACAGAACGAAAUGAAACAGAAUGAGAAGCCAUAUUUUUCUAUCGCAGUGAGAUACAAAAAAAAAAAAAAAAGUAUAGUCACCGAGAGCUUUUUCAUAUGGGAUAUGUUUUAGGGAAAAUACUAGCUUUGAUACAUUAUGGAAUAUAUUUUUGGUAUCUGUUUAGAAAGAAUUCAGUGACGCACAGCGGAGGAAAGCAUGCCUAAUGAAGUAAGACCCGAGCCACAAGUCCACCUUCCCAUUGUCGGUCCGCUUCAGUUUCGUACAGACCAUACCUAAUAUAUAUUUAUGAUGUGUGGCUUUUGUGUAUUUUUCAAAACUACAAACUGGAAUCCGACUGUGCUGUGUGCAAACCUAAACAGAGUAUUCGAAUUCCAGAGCGUGGUUUUGCCCCUCGUGUCCUAUAUCCAGUAUUAACCAAACUAUGUGCAGUGCUGUAGAAAGUAAAACAUAUUUUGGGAAAAGAAGCAAUUGCUUUCUAUAUACAUUGUGCCAAAAGCUGGGGAAAGAGUUCCUUUCGUGAUUUUAUGUGUAUUGUAAAACGUCCUCCUGUAUCUCUAUAGUUACAUUUCAAGAUCUUCAACAGCAAAAUCGUUUCUGACCAGCAGGUGGCGAUUCACUUCAGCAUUUUACAAGAAUUGUGGGUGUUUUGUUUUGUUUUUCCACUUCAUAAGGGAAUGUGUAUUAUAGAGUAUAUAUAUACACACACACACACACACACAUGCUACUCUUCAUGUUCAAGUUAGUGGCGGCAUUUUCCGUGGCGUUUCUUGAACUUCUGUCUUGUGCCAUGCUGAAUAAAAAGUUAAGCAGA
Erinaceus europaeus (western European hedgehog) is the source of this 5260-nucleotide messenger RNA. RefSeq names its product Rho GTPase activating protein 6 (gene ARHGAP6). Gene Ontology annotation, biological process: signal transduction. Gene Ontology annotation, molecular function: phospholipase binding; phospholipase activator activity. The record is from RefSeq and is a predicted model, not a curated record. Lineage: Eukaryota; Metazoa; Chordata; Mammalia; Eulipotyphla; Erinaceidae. Bases 1018 to 3900 code for a protein of 960 amino acids. The transcript is spliced from 14 exons.